Messenger RNA from Diutina rugosa, 804 nucleotides. RefSeq lists its product as uncharacterized. The coding region runs from base 1 to 804 and encodes 267 amino acids. The transcript has a single exon. Lineage: Eukaryota; Fungi; Ascomycota; Pichiomycetes; Serinales; Debaryomycetaceae. The record is from RefSeq and is a predicted model, not a curated record.
AUGUUUGAGGACGACCCUUUCAAGGACCCCCCGCAAAGGGCCCACACUACCGGCACCUACGCCGCCGACGACUCCUCGGACGACGACCAGCUGGCCUUUGUUGGCUUCGCCCCGCUGGAGCUGCCCCAUCGCCCCCGCCACCAAACACCGCUGUCCCUGCCCCAACGACUGCCUCAGCGGCUGCCCCAGAGACUGCCGCGCCAGCUGCCCAACAUCUUCGCCCGGCUGUCGCGUCUUUCGAGGCCGCCGGUGCAAUUACUGCUGGCGCCGUCGUUGCCGCCCCAGGCUCCGCCGGCGCCGGUGCUGCCCCGGAAAUUGUUUACUGCGAGAGAACUGCCGUUGCGGGACUCGGUGGUGCUGGUAGACAGCCACCAUCUCGCUUCUAGCCCCCCCGAACUGCCUACCCGCCACCUGAGCCGGCUGGUGGUUCUGGACCAUUCCCAGACGACACUGAGACUUUUGGAACCGCCCCAGCCGAUCUUCAGUCCCGAAACAUACUCGAUCGCCGCUCUGGAUGAUGUUCUGACCAAAAGAGAGCUGGUAGACUACGGCUACGACGCCUACCAGAAGGAGUACGCCCAGCUGACCUACUCCGACGAAGCGAGCACGGUGUACGACGACGACCACCACAGCACCCACCCGGAACUGCUGUACUUCGGCGANCCACAGCACCCACCCGGAACUGCUGUACUUCGGCGACUCGCUCGACGGCAAGUUCAUGGAGGGGCUCGCCAACUACGUCCCCGGCCCCCACCCCCAGCCCACACACAAGCGGAAGGUGCGCCUCGUCAACAAGACGGGUAA